AUGGAGAAGAUGAAUCCAGAAGAUGAUGAUAUGAAUUGGGUUCAUGAUUCUUCUGUUGAUCAUAAGGGUAGAGUUCCACUUCGAGCUUCAACUGGUUCUUGGAAAGCUGCUUUUUUCAUUAUUGCAAUUGAGUUUAGUGAGAGAUUAAGCUAUUUUGGAAUAGCAACCAGCUUAGUCCUUUAUCUCACAAAAGUUAUGCAUCAAGACCUUAAAACAGCAGCAAGGAAUGUUAACUAUUGGACUGGUGUCACAACUCUAAUGCCAUUGUUUGGUGGAUUCAUAGCUGAUGCUUAUUUAGGUCGUUACUCCACUGUGUUUGCAUCAUCGAUUGCUUAUCUUAUGGGUUUGGUACUGCUUACACUAUCAUGGUUCUUACCAAGCUUAAAGCCAUGUGAUCACACUAUGACAUGCAAUGAACCAAGAAAGAUUCAUGAAGUGGUUUUCUUUGUGGCUAUUUACUCAAUAUCUAUAGGAACUGGAGGUCAUAAGCCCUCUUUGGAGAGCUUUGGAGCUGAUCAAUUUGAUGAGGAUCAUGUUGAAGAAAGGAAGCAAAAAAUGUCGUUUUUUAAUUGGUGGAAUUGUGCUUUGUGUAGUGGACUUAUUCUAGGAGUGACCUUGAUUGUUUACAUACAAGAUAAUAUUAAUUGGGGUGCUGCUGAUGUUAUAUUUACUGGAGUUAUGGCGAUUUCACUUGUUGUAUUUAUUGUUGGAAGGCCUUUUUAUAGGUAUAGGGUACCUUGUGGGAGUCCUUUGACUCCAAUGUUGCAAGUUCUUGUUGCUGCUAUUUCUAAGAGGAAGCUUCCAUAUCCUUCUAGUGCUGAUCAAUUGUAUGAGGUUCCUAAAUCUCUUGGCAACAAAAAGAAGUUUCUUUGUCACACUAAAAAACUCAGAUUUCUUGACAAGGCAGCUAUAAUUGAAAAUGAUGGAAACUUAGCUGAAAAGCAAAGUCCAUGGAAGCUAGUAAACGUAACAACAAUUGAAGAAAUGAAGCUUAUAAUAAACAUGAUUCCAAUUUGGAUAUUCACUAUCCCAUUUGGAAUAAGUGUGGCACAAACAUCAACAUUCUUCAUCAAACAAAGUGCAACAAUGAACAGAAAAAUAGGUAAAAGCUUUGAACUUCCACCAGCUUCAAUUUUCACAGUGGCAGCCUUAGGAAUGAUAAUUUCAGUGGCAAUUUAUGACAAAAUCCUAGUACCAAUGUUAAGAAAAAUAAACCAAAAUGAGAGAGGAAUCAACAUCCUUCAAAGAAUUGGCUUUGGAAUGUUUUUCACUAUUACUACAAUGAUAGUAGCAGCUUUAGUUGAGCAAAAAAGACUUGAAGCUAUUAAAAAGGAAUCACUUAUAAGUGUUUUUUGGUUGGUUCCACAGUUUCUAAUUAUUGGUUUUGGUGAUGGAUUUACACUUGUUGGAUUACAAGAAUAUUUCUAUGACCAAGUUCCUGAUUCAAUGAGAAGCUUAGGAAUAGCUUUUUAUUUAAGUGUGAUUGGAGCAGCAAAUUUUAUGAGUAGUAUGUUGAUAACUUUGGUUGAUCACAUGACAAUGAAAAAUGGGAAGAGUUGGAUUGGUAAGGAUUUGAAUAGUAGUAGAUUGGACAAAUUUUAUUGGCUAUUGGCAGGUAUAACUACUGUGAAUUUGUUCUUGUUUGUGUUCUUUGCUAGAAGAUAUUCAUACAAAAAUGUGCAAAAGGUUGCGGUUGUGGUUGAUAGUUAUGAAGGUGAAAUUGAUUAUGCAAGGGUAGAAAAUAAGGUUUGA
Messenger RNA from Vicia faba (fava bean), 1752 nucleotides. The record is from the annotation of a GenBank genome assembly. Lineage: Eukaryota; Viridiplantae; Streptophyta; Magnoliopsida; Fabales; Fabaceae.